Molecule: messenger RNA, 2591 nt
Organism: Pocillopora damicornis (cauliflower coral)
Lineage: Eukaryota; Metazoa; Cnidaria; Anthozoa; Scleractinia; Pocilloporidae
Product: epoxide hydrolase 4
Molecular function (GO): catalytic activity
Source: RefSeq, a predicted model, not a curated record
AAGAAUUACUUAGACGCAGCUUAGUAUUAGCGACUGCUCACUUUUUAUCGCCGGGGAAAAGGGAGAGGGGUUGGGACGGAGGAUUUUGAUUAAAUGAUGAAUGAUCUUAAUCCACUGCAAGGCUAUGUGAUAUAUUUAGAACCCUCACCCCCUUUGCUGGCAGCUAAAUAGCACUCAAUUUUCUUUAGUCCUUCACCUACACUCUACUAGCGACAAAUGGUCCCCACAACGUUCCCAUGUGAUCUUUCCGCCAACAUCCUCGCCCCUUCGUCUCACCCCACUAAGACGAUUAAUGGUGGCUGGAAUUAAUGAUUGGUCCCCGGUAAACUUUAAUUGUUCAAUCUAAGGUGCUAGAUUUUAUAAUGUUAUGGAGUGAGAAGAGAUACGUAUUUACCUUCUCUUACUGACGUAAUUAUGGGCUGAUCAAUUCGAAACUUCAGCAGCAGCACCAUUAACUAUUGCGAGACUGUGCUAAAUUCUACAACAUUUGUUAGUCACCUAAAGAAUCGCUCAUUAUUUGGUGGACCAAAUUUGGCCCGAGGUGGCGGGAAUUUGAGCGAGGCAAUCUUCAAAAGUUCAAAUGCUCAGGGGGGGUUGCCCGCGAGGGAUGUUAGCUUCGAAUGUACAGUGGACGAAAUGAUCGGCAGUGUUGCGUGAUCACGUGAAGGUGCAUACUAUGUGACCUUUCCCAAGGGGUGUUAGGUUACGAAAUAAUAAUUAGUUUGUGGGAUAUUUGCAUAGCAAUCUGUUUGGUCAGAGUCGUAUGCGAGAGACUUACCAUUAUGGCGAGGAAACUGAUUGAAACUCUCUUUACAUACUGCUUCGUUACAUAUUAUGGACUGAUGAUGUUCUUUGUAGUCUUAUGGCAGAUGAUACGUCGACUUGCAAUCCCUCCUCGAGCAAAGCGAAGAGAAACCCCUCCAGUGUGCCUUCUAAACCCUGAACUUGGAACUCACCACUUUCUAAGAACAGCUUCAAACAUAAAAAUUCACUAUGUGGCCAAAGGUGAUCCACAAAAACCACUUAUGCUCUGCCUUCAUGGCUUCCCUGAGUUUUGGUAUUCAUGGCGAUAUCAGUUGAAAGCUUUCAGUGAUGAGUAUAGGGUGGUUGCAGUAGAUAUGAGGGGUUAUGGACUUAGUGAUCAUCCAGUAGGAAAGGACAAAUACAAGGGUUCAUACUUGGUGAAUGAUGUCAAAGAAGUGAUUGAGGGACUGGGCUACAGUUCAUGUGUGUUGCUUGCCCAUGACUGGGGAGGUGCCAUUGCAUGGAGGUUCACCCACAUUCACCCUGAGUUUGUUGACCGGCUGAUUCUGUGCAACAUUCCACAUCCAGCAUGCUUUGCAAAGUGUUUGAAGUCAUCUAAGAAGCAAUUCCGUGCUUCCUGGUACAUGUUUUUCUUUCAAUUGCCUUACCUUCCAGAGUACGUGCUAGAGAUGGAUGACUUCAAAGUUUUUGAUGAAGGUUUUGGGGAAGGCAAAAAUUUCCACGAAGAAGAUGUAGAGGCAUACAAAUAUUCUAUGUGUCAGUCUGGGUGCAGUGGUCCUGUAAAUUACUACAGGGCUGCAUUUUCACACAGAGAUUUGCCUCCCACAACCUUUCAAACCAAGAUCAAGGCUCCUACCCUUGUGGUUUGGGGCACAGGAGAUGCGUUUCUAAUGGUGGAAACGUUGAAAGGAACAGAAGAUUUUGUGGAAGACUUGACCAUCAAAUACGUUGACGGAGCAACUCACUGGGUCCAAAUCGAUGAAUAUGAGGACGUGAACAAACACAUUCGUGAGUUUCUCAAUGUCCAUCCUCUGGAAUCUUUACAGAAACCAGAUUAAGAGAAGACGUGAACAUAUCAGGGUGCCUUUUCGUUGAUAACCUCUGUUCCGAAGAAGAAAGUGGAUUUCUGUCAAAACUUUCGAAGAAAUAAGUCUUCUGUUCUUAGAAAAUAGAGUGGAAAUAACUGAUAACUUGGUAUCAAUUGGUAGUUCUCGCAAUCAUCAUCAGGAUCUUGAAGUUUGUAAUAUUUAGAGAAAUUUGCCCUUAUGGAUGAUAUGAAUAGUAUUCCAUAUAUUUUACGUAGGGUUUCUUACAAGGGAAGCAGUGUUAGAUCACAUAACAAUUAUCAAUUAGAUGAGAAUGAAAGUAUAUGAAAAUAUAUGACUUUCAUAUAUUCUUAACCGUUUAUCAAUUAGAUGAUGUAGAAAGAUGUUAGAGAUUCGUCCUGCUUACUGUUGGAUGCUCACUACUAACGGAGCCACUUAGAAACCCCUGGUCAACUGGGCUCGAGCUAGGCCAUUUCUAGAAUGGACGAUGUUUUUGUUUUGAAGUUGUUAGUUUUCAGGAAUGUGUUAUGAUAAAAACUCGAAGACUUAAGUCGAGAGGGUUUGUGUGCAGUUUCCUUCGACAUUUUAAUAAAUAUAAAUCAAAGUAUUUUCACUGCACACAUGGCUAAAGAAAACUCGGAGAGGAAAACUUGCAGGAGUACAGUUUUAUCAUGCAACACCUUAAUAAAUGUCUUUGUCUAGUCGCCUAGAAUCAUAGAUAUUAUUGAUUACAAGCUUUGAGAAGGUGGACCAUCAAAGAAGAAAAUUAUCUCCGAAAAA